CGUGCACUCGUGGCCUGGGCCCUGAGACACGCUUCCCUCGGACUUGAUCUGAUUUGUGACCUCAAGAAUCUUCUAGAUGACUUCCCACAGACAGAGCAAUGGCACCUUUGGUGGAAUUUUGCCUUCUACCUUCUCCAGUCGGUAUUUGUCCAUCAUGAACCAGCUUCCGGAGGAGUUCAACAGCAUCCUCUCUGAAAUGAUGGUUCACCUAGACAACAUCUUCAGCCUGGCAGAAAACUUCUUCCAGGUGGUAGAGCUCUUCAGCAGGACCCCAGACAUCCUGGAGAGGAACAAGACCACCCAGAACUCAGCUAAGGAAGAAGACAAGCAGGUCCCAGAGCCUACAGCCCCCCAGCACCCCAAGUUCAAAACCACCCCAGGGCCUCAGCUGCCCACCAGACGUCGGCUCCUCUCGGAGACUGGUGAGCCCCCGGAUCCACAGCCCGUGUGGGACAAGGAGCCCCAGUUCUGGCAAGGCUUCCUGAUCCAGGAACUCUGCAGAGUGUUCGUGGAGAGCCGCCAAAAGAACCAACAGGAACAGGGGGAUGAAGAUUCCUCACAGGAAAGCAAAGAUUCAGGUGUGUGUGACUCUAAACCGGAACCUCAGCCCAGGCACAGAAACAGCCUGAGUGACUCUGCUGACCCCUUCCUGAUCAAGUCUCCCUCAGAUGAUCUAGAUUAUUACCAAGACAUCAGUCAGCCCCAAUCAGAGACCCAGGAACCUUCUGGAAGAGCUGAUGAGUUUCUGAAGCCCUUGUCCUGGGACUCUGAAGUCUUAGAGAGCAGCUGGAAUCGGCCUGGUACAUCACUCUGGCAAUUGGAGAAGUUCACUGUCCCCCAAACACUGCAAAAGGUGCGCGUGCUGAAGCACCAGGAGCUGCUAUUGGUGAUAGCCGUGAGCUCCUUCUCACGGCACGUCUUCACCUGCAGCCACGGCGGCAUCAAGGUGUGGAACCUCAUGAGCCAGGUGGCUGAGGACAGACACCCUGAAAGCCACUUGCAGUACAACAUCCAGGAUGACAGGGCGUACCUGCGCACCUGCCUGCUGUCCUCCAACAGCAGGACCCUGUUCGCGGGUGGAUGCAACUUACCUGGCGUGAUCGUGUGGGACCUGGCAGCCCCAUCCCUGUAUGAGAAGUGCCAGCUGCCCUGCGAGGGCCUGGCCUGCCAGACGCUGGCCAGCACAAAGGAAAACAUGACCCUUGCCGGCUUCGCAGAUGGCACGGUCAGGAUAUGGGACCUACGGACUCAGGAAAUAGUCAGGAACCUCAAAGGCCCUACCAGUUCGGCCAAGAACCUUGUGGUCAAAGAUGACAGUGUCUGGACAGGGGGUCUGGACUCCUGCCUGCGAUGCUGGGACCUGCGGAUGGCCAAGGUGUCACUGGAGUAUCCGUUCCAGUCGCAGAUCAUGAGCCUGGCUCACAGUCCAACCGAAGACUGGCUGCUGCUGGGCCUGGCCGGUGGCCAGCAAUGCCUGUUCAACAGCAGCAAGAGGAACCAAGUGCUCACUGUGGACACCAGGGACAAUACCAUCUUAGACCUCAAGUUCUCCCCAAAUGGCCAGUGGUGGGCGAGUGUCGGUAUGGACAACUUCAUCACGGUCCACAGCAUGCCCAUGGGAGCAAAACUGUUCCAGGUCCCCGAGGCUACCACCAUCAGAUGCUUCGACAUGACCGAGAACGGCAGGCUCAUGGUCACAGGAUCCGGGGACUGUGCCUCGGUGUACCACAUCAAGUACUGACAACUUCAGCUCCCCUCCCUAACUGCACAGUGGUGGAUGGCAAUGGGUGUGAUGGGUCUGCGGUGCUUCUGGAGAGGCCCACGGCGUGUGCAGACCCCGAGUCGCAUGUAAUAAAACGAUUGAAACGGCA
Mus pahari (shrew mouse) is the source of this 1871-nucleotide messenger RNA. RefSeq names its product TLE family member 6, subcortical maternal complex member (gene Tle6). The transcript has 15 exons. Gene Ontology annotation, cellular component: transcription regulator complex; nucleus. Gene Ontology annotation, biological process: negative regulation of canonical Wnt signaling pathway; regulation of DNA-templated transcription. NCBI's taxonomy places the organism in Eukaryota, Metazoa, Chordata, Mammalia, Rodentia, Muridae. Gene Ontology annotation, molecular function: protein binding; transcription corepressor activity. The coding region runs from base 77 to 1741 and encodes 554 amino acids. The record is from RefSeq and is a predicted model, not a curated record.